Apus apus (common swift) is the source of this 1727-nucleotide messenger RNA. RefSeq names its product protein phosphatase 1 regulatory subunit 3E-like. Gene Ontology annotation, cellular component: protein phosphatase type 1 complex. Gene Ontology annotation, molecular function: glycogen binding; protein phosphatase 1 binding. The transcript has a single exon. NCBI's taxonomy places the organism in Eukaryota, Metazoa, Chordata, Aves, Apodiformes, Apodidae. Gene Ontology annotation, biological process: regulation of glycogen biosynthetic process. The record is from RefSeq and is a predicted model, not a curated record. Bases 384 to 1319 code for a protein of 311 amino acids.
GGCGAGGAGGAGGGAAGGCGGGCAGAGGGGCGGGUGGGGAGCGCGGAGCCAUGGGGCAGGAAGGAUGACUCGGGGCGUAUUUCGCUGCCUGAGCGCGGCACGUCAGCAGCGGCCCGAGCGCCGCGGUCCCGCCGCCCGCGGACACAUGAACCCGCCGGCAUCCCCCGGGGCCGGCCGCGACGGGGACAACGCCGAGGUGAUCCCGCUGCCUCUGGGUCCGGGCGAGAGGCACAAUCUCCGGACCCAGCGCUAGGUCGCCUCGUCAUUCCGGACGCUGCCGCCGAGAGGAGGAACGUCGGCCGGGAGGGAAGGAGGGAGCUGGGCGGCGGGUCCCGCGCUGUGCUCUAGGCACCGGCACAGCCGCCGUUCCCCCCGGGCCCCCCAUGGAUAAGGCGGGCUCGCUCCACUCCUCGGUGCCCGCGCCGCCGCCCCGGCUCUACCUGCCCCGCAACUUCAGCUGCAGCGCUUGCCUCUAUGGCAGCCUGGCCGAGCAGUGCAAGGGGGACUGCAGCCCCGACGGCGACGCCGCUCCCCCGCCCCUGGUGCGGGCGGCGGGCGAGCAGAAGCCGCCGCCCUCCCGCGGGCGGGAGCCCUCGCUGCCCGCCGUGCCGCCCAGCCCCACGCAGCGCCGCCGCGCCAAGUCGCUGCCCACGCCCGGCGACCGCAGCCUGCGCCCGGCCCUGCAGCAGAGCCCGGCCCGCCGCAAGACGGUGCGGUUCGCCGACUCGCUGGGCCUGGAGCUCACCUCCGUGCAUCACUUCUGCGAAGCCGACCUGCCGCAGGUGCCGCUGCCCGCCCCGCCGCGCCCCGCCGAUCUCUUCAAGACCAGGAAGCCGCCGGCGCUGGGCGACCUGGAGCCGGUCCUGUUCGGGCCGCCGCUGCUGGAGCCGCUCUUCCCGCCGCAGCCCGGCAGCAGCCCCGGCUUCGUGGAGCGGGUGCGGCAGCACAAGGUGAGGCUGGAGUGGGUGCGGGCCGAGCCGGUGGGGCUGCGCGGCGCCGUGCGCGUCCUCAACCUGGCCUACGAGAAGGCCGUCUCGGUGCGCUACACGCUGAACCGCUGGGCCAGCUGCGCGGAGCUGCCCGCUGCCUACCAGCCGCCCGGCCCGAAGGACGGCCUGACCGACCGCUUCUCCUUCUUCCUGCCGCUGGGCACCGCCGAGGCCGCGCUGGAGUUCGCCGUCCGCUACCGCGUCGCCGGCGCCGAGUACUGGGACAACAACGAGGGCGCGAACUACCGGCUGCGGGGCCGGCCGCUCGUCCCGCCCGCCAGCGGCCCCCCGCAGGACCCCGACAGCACCGCCUGGAUCCACUUCAUCUGAGGCGGGGCCGCCUCCCGAGGGAGCCGCGGGGCGGGCGGGCCGGCCCUGCCCUGCCCGCCGGGGGCUCUGAGGCACCGCGCGGGCCGCGGGUCCCGCCGCUGCUCUGCCGGUCGCCGGAAGAGAUUUUCCUGAGUUCUGUUUACAGAGGGAUCAUUUGUAUUUUCUAUUUCACUAGCGACGUCGAGGGGAAGCCUUGCAGGCGGUCACAGGGAGGCCGGCAGGAGGUCUCCCCCUCCGUCUGGCUGUGUCUGCCAGCAGAGCAGCCGGGGAGCUGCAGGAUUCACCGGCCGGGACCGGGAGCUGCAGGUGCCGCGGGUCAGGAUCCUCAGCUGUCGCCUCAGGGUGACGGGGGCAGCGAGCGCGGUGACAGGGCGUCCCUCCAGCCACCCCGUGCGCUUCGUCCUGCCC